AAAUUAGAACCCCGCCCAAUAAAUCAAAUUAUUUAAAAAUCUUACUUACAUAUAUUCUUCCAUGCACUGUAGAUACAUUCAUAUAUAAUUAUAAAGAGGGAGGGAAACAAAGUGGCAAUUAUUUUAUAUAAAUGACAGCCUCUCCCUCUGGACCAUACAUUACAGCCUUGAGUGAUUGUCGUUGUCAUAACAGAUAGAUAUAUAGAUAUAGCUAUAGAUAUAAUCUCCGACAUUAAAACAUUUUACAUUCUCUUAUAAGAGAAUUAAAUUCUCCUCGUACGUCUUUGUUUGAUCCCUUCGUUAUCUUGUUCAUAUAUCAUCUUUUUCUUUUUUAAAAUUUGAAUUCUGUUAUGGGCGUAAGUAGUUGGACCCAAAGUUUGGUGCAAUCAGACGGGGCAGAGCUGCCAAAACCGCCGCCACCUACACGGCGGAGCCACCAACAAUCAGAGCUUUUAAAGUGUCCAAGGUGUGACUCAACGAACACAAAGUUCUGUUAUUACAAUAAUUACAACAAAUCUCAACCUCGCCAUUUCUGUAAAGCUUGUAAGAGGCACUGGACUAAAGGUGGCACUCUACGUAAUGUGCCUGUCGGCGGUGGCCGGAAAAACAAACGGCUCAAGACAUCAAAUGCAAGUUCCACCACCACAGCCAGCGGCGCAGCCACCACAAAUCCCACUACCAACCCCACCACCUCAUCUAUUCUUCCCUUUGGUGCUUUUGGUACCGCCGAUAACAUUAGCAGCUUUUCAGGGAACUCUUUCACUGGAAAAAAUGGAUCAGCAACAAAGGAUCAAAACCCAGAAUUUCAAUUCUCAUCUUUAUUAAUCCCCGCCGGAAACUGCCUCGACGCGGUGGAGGAAUCAACAAUUACAACAGUCAAUCCGAGCACAAGCAGUACUGUCAUAGAAUUUCCAUGGGGAGAUCCAAGUACACACACCGCCAUGGACUUGCCAAAUUACUAUUGGAAUGAUAUUGAUUUUUUAACUUCAGCUGAUCUUAUCAAUUUAUCAUGGGAUGAUACAGAGAUCAAACCUUAAGAAAUCGAUCGAGUUCAAUCUUGCAGGUGGUUACUCGAAUCUUAGAUGAGUAUUUGGUAUGCAGUACUCAUGGAUUCGUUUUAUUCUUU
Molecule: messenger RNA, 1126 nt
Organism: Olea europaea var. sylvestris
Lineage: Eukaryota; Viridiplantae; Streptophyta; Magnoliopsida; Lamiales; Oleaceae
Product: dof zinc finger protein 4-like
Exons: 1
Coding region: 351-1037 (228 amino acids)
Biological process (GO): regulation of DNA-templated transcription
Molecular function (GO): DNA binding; DNA-binding transcription factor activity
Source: RefSeq, a predicted model, not a curated record